UUUGUAUGAGUGGAUGUCAUACUGACAGACAUGGAAUUAAGAUUGAAAUCCAUUCUCUGCACAGAUUUUCCAUUUUGUUAAAAAUGAUAUAUUGAAUGUAAUGUCCUGUGAAUAGAGAGAAAAGUAAUUUGUCUUUGAAGGCUCUUUGGUACGACUAGGGAGUCUUUUACUGGAAUUGUAGAAUCAGUUUUUCUCAGGGAGGGGAAGGGAGUGGGGAGACUGCCUCAGAUGUUGGCCUGCUUUAUUUGUUGUCUGUAAGUUUUGGUGGAUUUGGAGCAAGCUAGACCUAUGUGGAAUGCAUAUAAGGUAGAGUCUCUUCAUUUCUAAAGCUGAGGUGAAAGGAAGCUGCUUGCUCUUUCCUUUAGGAAACUUUAGUGGCUUUAUAUUAAUAUCUGUUGUGUAUUAAUUUAAUCAGUGUGACUGACUUGCACUUUCUUGUACUCUUCAAAUGGGAUGUUGUCUUGUUCCACCUGAUCUCCCAACAUCAUUCUGAAAUGUCACUAAUGCAUUAAAAAAAUCUCUUCUGGAAAAUGUCAGCAAGGCCUAGAGUUGGUAAGUCCAGGUGAGUUUUUUAUACUGUUCAGUGUGAGUUGUUUAAAGUACUCUGCAAUUAUGUGUUUCCAGGCUAAAUGCAGAACCUGAUGGAUGGCAAAAGCUACUGUAACCUCAUCUGUGCUGAGGCUCAGCACAUCCAGCUGGCAAGGCCUUUCUGUGCAGACCCACUGGUCACGUUCCACGUGUACUCAGAAGCACCAAGCCAGGUCCCUUUGGCCGAAGAUUUGGCAUUCCUGCCUUUCAUGUCAGAGCAUCUCAUCACAGAGACCUUCUACAGCGAGCCCUGCCCCUUGCCCUACCAAGUGCCCCACUCCAGUCUGCACAAAAGUGAGUACUCCUAUGGCUCAGCUUUCAUCAGGAAGAGGAACGAGAGGGAAAGGCAGCGUGUUAAGUGUGUCAAUGAAGGCUAUGCCAAGCUGAGGCACCACCUGCCCAAGGAGUACUUGGAGAAGCGGCUCAGCAAAGUGGAGACCCUGCGUGCUGCCAUAAAAUACAUCAGGGACCUCCAGUCUGUGCUGUGCGCUGACUCUGGGGUGGCAGGAAAAGGUGUCACAGAGCCAAACCAGGCACCUAAAGGCACUGACAAACCAGCCCAGUUUUUGGAGACGAUCUGAAGAGUUCCA
Messenger RNA from Melozone crissalis (California towhee), 1178 nucleotides. RefSeq names its product achaete-scute family bHLH transcription factor 3 (gene ASCL3). The coding region runs from base 630 to 1169 and encodes 179 amino acids. Gene Ontology annotation, biological process: regulation of transcription by RNA polymerase II; developmental process. The record is from RefSeq and is a predicted model, not a curated record. NCBI's taxonomy places the organism in Eukaryota, Metazoa, Chordata, Aves, Passeriformes, Passerellidae. Gene Ontology annotation, molecular function: DNA-binding transcription factor activity, RNA polymerase II-specific; protein dimerization activity; RNA polymerase II transcription regulatory region sequence-specific DNA binding. The transcript has a single exon.